UGAAUCAGUAUCAUUUAAAUUGUUCUCAUUUUAUUUAAUCAUAUUCAAUUCAAACUUUCACUUUUCUUCUUUGGGAGGUGGAAAGUUUGGCAUUUGCUGCCAAAAAAUACUAAAGUAUUAGUAUAAGUGGUCGUUUUCUCUGGUUUAAAAACGUUUUCCUUUAGUAAAACUGAAAGGUCUCUCUGUCAAGGAGCUGGAGCACAUAGCUUGAACUCGCCGCUAAUUGGCUUGUGAUGUAUGAAAUGUGAACAACGGAGGAUGUUUUAAUUCAAUUUCUGAUCGUUUUUACUUCCUAAAUUUCAUAUAAUUUAUAAUUCAUUCAUUUGUAAUUGUAACAAUUAUUUAUCUCUAGUAUGUAAAAAAAAUCUUCUGCCACUAGGUGGAGCAAGGAGAACGCAGCAGAAAGGAGGAAGACAUUCAUUGCUCUGUGUGCGUCAUAUGAACGAAUAAGUAGCUGAUGAUUUUUUUGUGCAUUAAUAGUGUUUCAUCUUGAAGAGUUCAUUUAUAUUGGCGCUGCUGUGAAAACCUGUCACUGAAUAAAAGAUGUUUCCCAUCAAGUCUCACCAGUACGACAAAGGAAAGCCACAAUGAUGAUCUCCUUUCUUGUUCUAGCACUGCUUGUAUCCCCCGUGGCUCCUUCUGUUAGCACCCCCAGUGCGCUACUGGAGGUGACAUCAGGACAUUCCAGGGUCUUCUCCGGCGAACGUGUCCAGCUCAGAUGCAGCGUCGCAGACGGCCACAAGUCCACCUGGAGUUACUUAUGGUUCAAGGACUCCAAGCUGCUCUCGCAAAAUAGCGAGACAUUGACGCUGAAAGGCAGCAUUGAUGACAGUGGAGCACUUCAAUGCCAAGGAGUCAGGGACACUGCAGUGGGAAACAUCUAUACCAACAAAAGUCUGCCUGUCGACAUCAAUGUGGACGGAGGUUGGGCCAUUCUAGAAGGCCCACUGCAUCCCACCCUCGUGGGAGAGGCCUUAAACAUGACGUGUCGCGUCCGGGGCCGCCCGCGACUUCACGAAGUGAUUUUGUACAAAGAUGGCGUGGAGGUUAUGACGCAAAGUGACUCCAGCCCACAUUUGCACCUGCCCUGCUUAAACCUGACGGACCAAGGACUGUACUCCUGCAGGGCGUCUUGGGAUGUCAACCGACAAACACAUUCUGGGAUUUCAGCUGGCAUUCAAGUCCAGGUUUUAGAGCUUCUGACGCAACCGGUUUUGGAGAUAGUUGCAGGUAAUAACGUACUCGGGGUGGAUCUCAUGAAGCUCAUCUGCAGUCUGCAGUACAAUGCCCGUGCACCGGCGCCUCCCAUACAUUACUACUUCUAUAAGGAUAACAGCCGAAUGGGGACGGCCACCUCUGAGAACUUUACCCUGGUCAGACGGACCCCCGGCCUGUACAGCUGCAAGGCUAAGGUUCCACAUUUAGGUCUUUCCAAGUGGAGUGAGGUGGAAACAUUUGGAGAGUGACAAUGACAUAAAAGCAUAUCCUAGUACUGAUAGCGGCGUAGGGUGUACUCACAAUGGAGUACACUCAGAGUGCCAUCACUUUAUGAUACAACGCUUUAUUACUGCAACUUUCCUGACUUUGUGGCUUCUUUUUAGUCAUUCUAUUUACGUCUAUUGACUAUUGGAGGUUGUCAGUGAUAAAUUAUUGAAAUGCUACUGCAACAACACAUCAUCAGUAGGGUAAAACGAACCUGUCUCUGCCAGCUGUCAUUGCACGCGCUUUCCUGUUACUUUAAAUUGUAAGUUUCACCGAACAGAAUAAAGCAUAUCAAAAUCAACUUUCCCUGGAUCAGUUAUGUCACUUACCAUAUUUUCUCAAAUAGUAACCUCCGCAUGGUCUCCAUUAACCUUGAACAAAUAAACCCCAUCCGCAAAAAGGCAAGGUGGCUGUAAUUACCUAUAUGCAAAUUAGACGAUGGCGUCAUCUACCGACUUCUCGGACAGCCAA
This is a messenger RNA of Dunckerocampus dactyliophorus (ringed pipefish), 1953 nucleotides long. RefSeq names its product Fc receptor-like protein 3. The record is from RefSeq and is a predicted model, not a curated record. Bases 588 to 1466 code for a protein of 292 amino acids. Gene Ontology annotation, molecular function: transmembrane signaling receptor activity. NCBI's taxonomy places the organism in Eukaryota, Metazoa, Chordata, Actinopteri, Syngnathiformes, Syngnathidae. Gene Ontology annotation, biological process: cell surface receptor signaling pathway. The transcript is spliced from 6 exons.